Molecule: messenger RNA, 807 nt
Organism: Geosmithia morbida
Lineage: Eukaryota; Fungi; Ascomycota; Sordariomycetes; Hypocreales; Bionectriaceae
Product: Serine hydrolase (FSH1)
Exons: 2
Coding region: 1-807 (268 amino acids)
Cellular component (GO): cytoplasm; nucleus
Source: RefSeq, a predicted model, not a curated record
AUGUCUACUCAAAAGGGAUCCAAGCCCGCUCAACCGGAUAAGAAGAUGAAGAUUCUCAUGCUCCAUGGUUAUACCCAAUCAGGUCCCCUCUUCCACAAAAAGACCCGAGCGUUGGAGAAGCUCCUGAUCAAGACGCUCGCCCCGUCCUCCAUACUCCCGGAGCUAAUCUACCCAAGCGCCCCGGUCAACCUCCGGCCCCAGGACAUACCCGGCUACGUCUUCCCGGAGGGGGAUGACGGUCCGGACCCCGACGCCAAGACCGACGCGUGGGCCUGGUUCCGCAAGGACGACGCGACCGACACCUACCUCCACUUCGACGAGGGCAUGUCCGCCGUGUCCGAUGCCAUCCGGGACGCCGGCGGCAUUGACGCCAUCCUCGGCUUCAGCCAGGGCGCCGCCGUGGCCGUCCUCGUCGCCGCCGCUCUCGAGUCGGGGAGGGAACCCCCCGCCGGCCCCGCCGGCGAGUGGGCUCGCAGGCUGAGGGAGGCCAACUCCGUCAGGGACCGGGGCGUCACCGACCUGCUCUUCGCCGUCUCGUACUGCGGCUUCUUCGCCCCCAUGGACUCCUUCAGGUGGUGCUACGACCCCGUCAUCCAGACCCCCACCUUGCACGUCAUCGGUGGCCUGGAUACCAUCGUCGAGGAGAGCCGGUCCCGGGGACUCGUCGACCGGACCAGGGAUCCCCUCGUCGUCGUCCACCCCGGCGGUCACCACGUCCCUGUCGCGAAGGAAUGGGCUAUGCCGCUCCUCGGCUUCGUCAAGCAGCAUUCCGAGGAAAAGGUUGGGGGUGAGCAAGAGGCUGAGUAG